UACAGAGGCUUCAACCAACAGUGAAGAACCAAACCAAAACCAUUUUUAAUAUAACCAAUUCUCAGAAUCCCAUUCCUCCGACGGCAUAAAACUUACUCCAACCAAACCACUUUUGUUAUGCUGUCUUCUAAUUCUUUCACUCUUUUUAUUUUUUUCUCUCCUCUGUUUCUCUCCCUUUUUACCUUCCUCUUCAGGUCUUUUCAUGGGGAGAAAAUCUUGGAAACUUCUGAUGAUGAUCAUUCACGGCCACUGGAGGAGGAGGCCGAUGGCGGCGGCGGAGUGACUGAGAGUUUAGAAGAGAAGGAAACGGAGGAGUUUGUUUUUAAUUUCAGGUUCCAAACGUUUGAGGAGUUUAGCAAAUCGAAUCAAGGAAAUUUUGGUUCUCAGAAACUGGAUUCCAGUGGUUGUUCUUCUUCUUCAAUAAGUAACAGAUACGAGUUUUCGCCGGAGAAGAGUACGAGCCACUUUGUGGAAGAAGCUAAAGUUCCGAGCUUUACAGUGGAGGUUUUAAAUUCUUGUUCGAAACACGUGGGUUUGGGAAAUGGGAAUUUUUCUGUUCGAGAAGUUUCUGGAAAGGUUUUGGAAUCUGAAGUUACAGAUUGCUUUUCCGAUGGAACAGAGGAAUUUUCCGGGAAAAUUUUGAAAUUUGAAGCCGUUGGGGAAGGAGAAAUAACAGAGACCUCUGUAAACGGAGGAGAGCAAAUUUCAGAGAAACAGAGUGAAGAAGAAGAAGAAGAAGAAGAAGACAAUGAGUUUCGUCAGAGUUCCGAUUCAGACACCGGCGUGGAUGUCGGAGGUGGGUUUCCCUCCGAUUUGGAUUUGGAUUUGGAAUUGGAAACCGGCGGGUACGAACCAGACGAGGAGAUAAACGAAGAACCGGAGAAGUCGCGGGAGGAGGGGAAUGAAAACAGAGAAGAUUCAGAGGAGUGGGAAGAUGAAGAACUGAAAAUGGAAAUGAAGAAAGGGAGAGGCAGAGGGCUGGCCACCAUUUAUGAAGAAUCAGAGUCACCAAAGGUAAUGGGAGAAUUGAGGGCAUGGAAGAUAGAUGAGAGGUCUGAAUAUGGAGAUUUAAUGGAGGAGCUUCACAAAUUCUACAAAGCUUACAGAGAGCGCAUGAGGAAAUUGGAUAUCUUGAAUUUCCAGAAGAUGUAUGCAAUGGGGGUUUUGCAAUCAAAGGACCCACUAAAGUCAUUUUGUAGCGACAGAAAAUCUUCAUGGCCAUCAUCAAUCACGUCUCUUCUCUCGCACGACCUAAGGCUGUACAGACAAAAGAAAUGUCAAGUGGACCCAAUGAAGAAGUUCAUAAGAGAAGUUCACUGUGAAUUGGAGAUGGUAUAUGUGGGCCAAAUGUGUCUCUCUUGGGAGUUCAUUCAAUGGCAAUAUGAAAAGGCUUUGGAUUUGUGGGAAUCUCAACCUCAUACACGACUUCACCAUUACAAUCAAGUUGCUGAUGACUUCCAACAGUUCCAAGUUCUCUUGCAAAGAUUCUUAGAGAAUGAAGCUUUCCAAGGCCCAAGACUCCAAAAUUACGUCAAGAAUCGUUUCAUUGCUCGUAAUCUUCUUCAAGUUCCAGUCAUCAAAGAGGAUAAAACGAGGGACAGAAAGAAGGCAAGAAGAGGGAAAGAGGACGGUUACGAAGCAAUCACAAGUGAUAUACUUGUAGAGAUAUUGCAAGAAUCAAUAAGAGUAAUAUGGCAGUUCAUUCGAGCAGAUAAAGAUCACAGCAACACCACAAAACGCUCGAAAAAGUUCCAAGCCGAACUCCAAAACCCAGCCGAUAAGCAACUUCUAACCGAGAUUCAAACAGAUCUCCAAAAGAAAGAAAAGAAGGUGAAGGACAUUAUGAGAAGUGGAGAUUGCAUACUGAAGAAACUGCAGAAGAAAGAAAAAGGAGGAGAUUUGUGUUUCUUGAGUAAAGUGGAUAUGAAGUUGGUAGGAAGAGUUCUUAAAAUGUCAAGAAUAACAACAGAUCAGUUGAUUUGGUGCAGAAACAAAUUGAAUAGAAUCAGUUUCUUCAACACUCAAAUCCAUGUACACCCUUCCUUCUUUCUUUUUCCCUGUUCCUGCUAAGUUCUUCCCAGUAUAUCACAAUUAUUGUAUAUAAACAUGAACACACAACGUUUCCUUCA
Molecule: messenger RNA, 2129 nt
Organism: Cucurbita moschata (crookneck pumpkin)
Lineage: Eukaryota; Viridiplantae; Streptophyta; Magnoliopsida; Cucurbitales; Cucurbitaceae
Exons: 5
Coding region: 118-2070 (650 amino acids)
Source: RefSeq, a predicted model, not a curated record